AGUACUUAGAGAAUAAAAAGAAAAAGAUGUCUAGAGGACUUAAAGGGAAAUCCCUUCCAUACAUAGACAGUGAUCCCGAUUAUGAACUAUCGAAAGCUAAGAAACAGCGAACCAAUAAACCGAAUAAACCAAACAUGGAUUAUGCUAUCAUAGAAAAUCCACAAAAUGAUGAUGAACAUUUUGACAAUAUUUAUCGCACAAGUACAAUCGUUGGCGGUAAAUAUCCACAUCUUAUGAACACCAAUAAAGAAAUAGCACUAGAAAAUACCAAAAUCAACGACGCCGGCUUACCAAAAUUUUGCAUACCUUAUGAACAACCCAAAUUUAAACUGCCAUAUAAUCCAGUAGUAGCACUGAGAGAAAAAUACAAAAUAAAUCCAAAUGUUAAAAUCACGCAAACUAAAUUUGAAGACCCGAAAAAGUCUAACGAACUGCCUUUAAAUUGUACUGUUUUACAAAAUGAUGCCAUUAAUUUAUCGGCAGGGAAAAGUGCUAAUGAAAAUUUAAGUGUUAACGCACUUAAUUUAACAAAAACCAAAGAUGCUGAAACCAUCACCGAUGACAAUAUUAUUGUAAAUGAUGAAGAGAAAAACUUUAUCGCAUCUCUAAGGGCCAGCAAUAUAACGAUAUCAAGUUUAUCUUCGUUAUUGGCCAACAAAGAUAGUGAUGUCAAUAAUAACUCUAAAAUUCAAAGAAACUAUGAAGAUACUUCAGAAACUAUUGAUUUACUGGACGAUGAUUAUGACGGCGGUACACCUAACAUUGAUCCUAAUGUAUUGAAAAUCUUAGAAGAUCAGAGCGAAGCAAACAAAAGCUUUAUCGGGCUUUUGCUGAAAAUUUUAACAAAGGGUCACAUUAUAGUAGCGAACGAAGUAGAGAGUAUGCCGACAGAAAUCAUUCUGGAAAAACUUAAUUUAGCAGGAGUCGAUGUACUGAAACUUAUAGAGCUAUUAAAAGUAUGCCUCCAGGAGUAUUUGGAGUCAAAAAAUAAAACCCGUCAGCAGCCGCUUGUUGCAAAUAAAUCAACAGAGACUGUUCCAAAUAUUGAAAUAAGAACAAUUCUAAACCCCCCUACUUUCCAACUUACGACAUCAGUAAACGAUGGUGGCUAUUCAUCUUCUGUUAGUACGCAGACAAACGAACCUGCUCUACAAGUUCAGCUCAAGAGCGUCUCCCAGCCGCACUGUCCUUCACAAGACGUGCAUUCAAUAAUUUGUCGACCUAACCAACAAUAUAAUUAUUCGCAGCAAACAAAUCAAAACACCAAUACCGUACAACAACCAUCUCAGAUCGUUGCACCACGUCAGACUCCUUUCGCAAUGCCACAUAUCCAGGCAGUCAUGCCGCAGAAAAAUUUUGCAAGUGCGAUUACUAAUUUCCCCGCUAUUCCUGCACAAAAUAUUCAAAUUAAUUCAUCGCAACCACUUCCGCAAAACCAAAACAAUUUCCAGCUACCGCAGAAUCAAACUGAAUCGGUUAAUAGGCCAUAUUACAACACGCAGGGUUCAAUGGAUUACUCUUACCAGAAUUCCCAACAGAAACAAGGCUCCGGUAGAAGAAGUUCACAAGAAGUUUAUAACUCCAACAAUAACAAUUCUUCUCUCCGAUAUGGUGGCCAUGGUCGCCCUCGUCAAAGCUUCAAUCCGUGCAAUAACGCAAUGCCUCACAUUGGUAAUUACUCCGACCGUUAUAAUCAAUACAAUAAUGUUACGGCGGUGACAGAAUCAUCGUAUUCACACAUGAUAAGACACCAAAACUCAGUCGAUCCGAGGUUUAAUUCGUCACAAAAUGCAAUGGGUUUCUAUAAUCAGAUGGAUAAUUAUGCUUGCAAUAAUACAAGCAAUGUACAAUAGUUUGAGUUUCCAUAAAAUAUAUUUGAGUUAGAGGAGAGAGCAGAUAAUGUGUGGUUGUUGUUGGUGCUCACGUGAACCCUGAUUAGGAUCAUUGCAACCUUUGGCUUGCCUUCAUUGGCCGUCCAAAAAUGUACGUGUAAAUAACAGAUUGAGAGGCAAAAAUCUGGCACUAAUUCUAUAACCUGUAUUUAACUUUUUCGUUUUUACAUAUAGUGUCGUGACGCUUUGUAACUAAUUAUGACGUCACUCUACUAAGUUGUCAGUGUUGAGUAUUGUAAUGUUACUCGAAUGUUAACGUCUAGUAGAAAUGAGCAAAUUCUGAUAUUCUAAUAAAAAACGUGUUAUUGUAU
Bombyx mori (domestic silkworm) is the source of this 2203-nucleotide messenger RNA. Its product is annotated as GATA zinc finger domain-containing protein 14-like. The record is from RefSeq and is a predicted model, not a curated record. Bases 27 to 1853 code for a protein of 608 amino acids. The transcript is spliced from 2 exons. NCBI's taxonomy places the organism in Eukaryota, Metazoa, Arthropoda, Insecta, Lepidoptera, Bombycidae.